AUGAAGCUGCUCGUCGCCACGCUCUUUACAGUCGGUCUCAGUCUGCUGGCGCAGGACGCCGCAGCAGACUACCCGCAUGUGUCCAGAAGGACCUGUCGUCGUCCCGCUACCUCGUCGCCAUCGCCCAAGCCCGUUCAGCAUACCUCGCCCCCGCCUCCGUCUACGAAGAAGCCGAUCGAUCAUCCGCCGCCCAAGACCCAACCGGUAGUACACCAUCAGCCAAAGCCCGUGUACCACCAGAGCCCUAAGCAAGCGCCUGUGAAGCCUCCUCCUGCUCACGAGCCAUCUCAUAGCAACGCUCCCAAGACGGCACCUGCUAAGUCAGAGAGUCAUGAGGAUGCACCCCAGCAUCAUCAUGAGGCUCAACACAAGAAAGGCAAACAUCACCAUGCACACAAGGGCAAGCAUCAUGAAGAGCCCAAGUCUCAUCGUGAACAUGCUGGCUACGUUGCCGACGAAGCAAUGACAGCGCAUGAUGCUCACCUCGCACAUGUCGAUCAUGUCGGUCAUCUUGCGCAUGUCGCACACCAGGCCCAUUUGGACCACGAAGCCCAUUUGGCUCAUGAGGCACACCUGGCGCAUGAGCACUCAGAGGCCAGCAAACUCGGAAAAGCUCGUCAGCCGAAAGCAGACCAUGGCGAUAGACCCAAAACGCAGCCCUUUGAGCCCAAGCCCAAGAAGACUCAGCCGGCUUUGCAGAAAGCUGCGCCCGAGUCAGCAGAGCACCAUGCGUCUACGCCUGUCCCAGCCCCCCAACCCUCGCGACCCGCUCCCCGUGGCAAGGACGCGAUCACGAUGGCUGGGGCUCUGACACUGAGCGGACAAUAUGCCGUCAAGGAGACGCCCUGCUCUGGUAUCAUCCUCUCAUCGAAUCAAUGGAACCAGUACGCCGGCCAGGGCAAUCAGAAAGUCCACUUUGAUGGCUGUGUCGGUCGCUCGAUCGCAUGGUCGACCGAAUGGGAAUGGUCUGGCGCCAAGGAUGUCGUCAAGACGUUUGCGAAUGUUCAGCGACGUACCGGCAGCAGACACGUUUCGACUUACAAGUCGCUCGUGUCGGAAUGGCAUUGGAGAUACGAGAAUGCCGAUUCGGCUCAUGCUGAUGUGUCCUAUGACAUUUUCUUGUCUAGGUCUACUGAAGACGGCAAGGGCAUUGCAGACUCGACCUCAACGGCCGAGAUCAUGGUCUGGCUAUCGCGCCGAAACGUCAACCCGGCAGGCUCCAAAGUUGCCGAGGUGACCGUCAAUGGCUCGCGUUGGGAGGUCUGGACGGGUACCGUACAAACUUGGGAUAUCGUGAGCUACGUCAACAUCGAUAGCGCCAACAUGAACGAAUACAGGGGAGAUCUCCUCCCCUUUGUCCAUCACGCUAUCGACAACUACAAGAUCGAGCCGACCAAUUUGUCCGGUGUACAAGCAGGCCACGAACCUUUUGUCGGAUCAGCUCGCCUUGUCACGACAAAAUGGGACAUCGAGAUUGUCUAAGGCUUUUCUGUCCUGAUGUGUCUGCGGGUCAAAUGCAUUCAGAAGUGCGGGCAUU
This is a messenger RNA of Mixia osmundae IAM 14324, 1537 nucleotides long. RefSeq names its product glycoside hydrolase family 12 protein. Gene Ontology annotation, molecular function: cellulase activity. The transcript is spliced from 2 exons. Bases 1 to 1482 code for a protein of 493 amino acids. NCBI's taxonomy places the organism in Eukaryota, Fungi, Basidiomycota, Mixiomycetes, Mixiales, Mixiaceae. Gene Ontology annotation, biological process: polysaccharide catabolic process. The record is from RefSeq and is a predicted model, not a curated record.